This is a messenger RNA of Prinia subflava (tawny-flanked prinia), 1743 nucleotides long. It is a transcript of the gene HYKK, whose product is annotated as hydroxylysine kinase. The transcript has 6 exons. Lineage: Eukaryota; Metazoa; Chordata; Aves; Passeriformes; Cisticolidae. Gene Ontology annotation, molecular function: amino acid kinase activity. The record is from RefSeq and is a predicted model, not a curated record. Bases 555 to 1676 code for a protein of 373 amino acids.
GGGCCAGCGCUGCGGGCGGGAGGUGCGGCCGGGCCCGAGCGCAGCGCGGAGCCCCCGGGCUGGCCUGGCCGUGCUCGGGGCGGGCGCAGCCCCGCGUUCCCCUGAGCACAGCGCCGCGUUCCGGAGCACAGCGCGGAGCUCCCCUGAGCACAGCCCCGCGUUCCCGGGCGCAGCGCGGAGCUCCCCUGAGCACAGCCCGGAGCUCCUCUGAGCACAGCCCCGCGUUCCUGAGCACAGCGCAGAGCUCCCCUGAGCACAGCCCCGCGUUCCUCUGAGCCCAGCCCAGAGUUCCGCUGAGCACGGGGCGCUGCGGCCGGGCCCCGGCUCACAGCAGCUUCUGCAGCUCCUCGGCCUCCUCGGGCUGGGCAAAGGUUGGCGCGGCUCCCGCCGCGUCCAAAGGUUGUGCUCGUCUGGGGAGGCUCAAGAUUCCUGCAGCUGGGCAGCCGAGAGACGAGCGAGCGUCUGCAGGCACGAAUUGAAGACCUCCUGAUCAGGGAUUCAGCAACUCUGUUCCUGAGGGAGUCAUUCAUACUUUCUGCAAUACCAGAGACACAAUGUCUUCUGAAAAUGACUGCCAACCCCAGACCCUGACCAAGCCUGCGCUUGGUGAGAGAGAGGCAGCUGAAUUGGUUGAGAGGGUGUUUGGAUUGAAGGUGACAUGGAUCAGGCCACUCCCCAGCUAUGAUGAUCAGAACUUCCACGUGCAUGUCUCAGCUGAAGGUGCUGAUGAGUACGUCCUCAAAAUCACCAAUUCAGAAGACAGCCAGGAGCCUGACCUCAUUGAAGCGCAGACCCAGGCCAUGAUGUUUCUCAGUGCUGAAGGCUUCCCUUCAGCUACUCCUUACCUGACAAAAGAUGGUAACACAAUGUCCCUGGAGGCGGGAGGUACUAGAGCUGGGAGCAAGAAGUACAUGGUCAGACUGCUGACUUACCUGCCAGGUACACCAGUAGCAAAAAUCACUACCACUGCUCAGAUUCUGUAUGAGAUUGGGAGACUGGCUGCCAGUGUGGAUAAAGUGCUUUCAGAGAAAUUCCAGCAUCCAUCACUAAAAAGUCUGCAUCGAGGUCAGUUCAUUUGGAACCUGGCAAAUGUUCCUCUUCUAGAUCAGUACAUUUAUGCUUUGGGCCAGAACAAAUACCGUGCAGUGGUGGAGCAAGUUAUUGAGCAGUUUAAAGGCAAAAUAAUACCCAAGCUAAGCAGUUUCCGAGCCUGUAUCAAUCAUGGAGACCUUAAUGACCACAACAUUCUAGUAGAGGCCAGUUCUGCUUCCCUGGAGAAUCCUCAGUACAGAGUGUCUGGCAUCCUGGACUUUAGCGACAUGAGUUAUGGAUAUUACGUGUUCGAGGUCGCGAUAGUCAUCAUGUACAUGAUGAUUGAGAGUCCAGACCCGCUGAGUGUUGGGGGACAUGUUCUUGCAGGGUUUGAGAGUGUCCUGCCACUCACCGCCGAAGAGAGAGGUGCCCUCUUUCUCCUGGUGAGUGGGAGGUUUGCACAGUCCCUCGUCAUCGCCGCCCACACGGCUCUGCUGUACCCAGAGAACAAGGAGUACCUCACAAUCACAGCCAAAACUGGCUGGAAACACUUAAUGACAAUGUUCGAGGUGGGCCAGGGAACUGUAGAGAAGACAUGGUUUGAGACUGCCCGGGCGUACACGUACCCCGCACCUGCCCCGUAGGUCCGCGGCUGCGAGGUACGGGGCGUAACACCGGACUGAAUAAAGCAACAAAGCUGCCUGGGCUGCA